Linum trigynum is the source of this 3716-nucleotide messenger RNA. NCBI's taxonomy places the organism in Eukaryota, Viridiplantae, Streptophyta, Magnoliopsida, Malpighiales, Linaceae. The record is from the annotation of a GenBank genome assembly.
CAUCCUCCUCCCGCCGCCAAGUCCCCCUUGGCCUCAUACCCGCCGCGCACAACUUCGCCACAUUCUUGAUCUUCGCCUGCACCCUCCUCUCCGCGGCCACCAAGAUUCGCGAGACGUGUGUGCGUGUGGCGUCGCUGCACCAACAACUACAACACCCUCCAGUGGCUCCUCUGCUUCCCCAUCGACACUUUUCUCGUCGUUCUCCGCCGCCUAGAGCUCUCCGUCUUCACUGUCCUCAACCAGUCCUUCCUUCUCGCGACUUCCUCCCUCUUGCUCGAAUUCUCCCAGUCAUUCCAUAUUCUCGUGGGAAUCUGAAACUAUUCUUGUUGCUCUUGUACUCAAUCUUCCAUUCCAAUGUCAACAUAUGCUUCAUGAUUCCGAUCACAAGAGACUCCGACGGUCGUUUGGUGGCCAGAGAAGCAUACUCGGUUACGGAUUGGGGGCAGAACUCGGGCCCGGAAAACAUGCCUGAACCCACUAGAUGCCAACUCUAUUUUAGGGGUGGGCAACCGGUUUGGGUAAACCCGAACCGACCCAAAACUGAAUUAAACCGAACCAAAAACGAAAUAAUGCUAUUUGGUUCGAAAUCGGGAAGGGAAAUAUGGUUAUUUCGGGAACAAGAGUUCCUUCAACCGAAUCGAAAUUCUGAAUUUCCGACCGAAAAAUCGAAUUACUAUAAUUGCAAGCUCUAAAUGGUGGAUUUUUAUGUUUGUACUUGUUUUGAGACUUAAACAUUUGAAUCAUGUUAGUGUUUUAUGACUUUAUGUGUUGAAAUGUUUGAUUUUAUCAUUGAUGAGGCAUAUAAUUGCAUAUUAAUUAGGUAUUAACCUAAAAAAAAUUCGAGCCAAAACUUAGGCCAAACUUCAUACUAAUUGGGUUUAACCUAAAAAAAAAAAUCGACUCCUCCCACCGAAAGAGAAAGAGAAAAGCAAGAGGAGAAAGAAACAAAAUUCACCCGCGUCGUCCUCUUCUUUGUCCUCUCUCGCUCUAGAUUUCUCCUCCCAUCAAAUCACCAAAACCCACCUGUAAAUUCGCUAACUUUCUCUGUGUAACACUUCCGCCUUUCCUCUUUCUCUCUCUUUAAUCUCUCCGGCUGCAAUUUUUCCUUCUCCGGGCAGCUCUGCCAUUUCACUGAAAUUGGCGUUUUUUUGCCGCUGGGGAAUGGAGAGCUUGUAGAUCCUUUACCACCAAAGUUGGAUCUAUUAAUGCCUACCCCUGUUCCCAUUGUAAGUUGCCCUUUCUGGGGUUUUCUUCUCUUCAGCUGAAAAGUUCGGUCUGCUGUGAAUUUUAUGCCUUUCGUGGAAGGUAGAUUGGAGCAGAAAGGUUAAACGUGAAACUGUUGAAUUUCUUUGGAUGCGGUGAUUAGUUCUGUGAAUUCUGUUGAAAGAGGGAUUUCUUUCUUAUACAUGUGUUAGUUUCUUUUCUGGGUUUUGAGUGAUUUUAGUUUGCUGUUAUAGAUUAUCUGAAUGCAUUGCGAUGAUGUUGAGUUCCAAUGUCAGAUCAACUAAAUUUCAGAUUAGCUGGUGAAAGUUGAGAUGAACUUAUGCGUGCGGUCUUGCUAAUUCUGGUCAAUUACUUGCUCUUCACUGAGUUAAAGGAAGUGCCAGGAAUUGCAUGUCAUGUUCUUUUUCUUGAUUGUGCCCAAGCUUACUAGUUCCGAACCUGUCUCUAUUUAUCUGUUUGUUGUUAAAAUAUGAAGGUGGUUAAAAUUUUAAAGGAAUUUGGUUCACAGCAUGGAUAGUGUUAUGCCUAUGGGGUUGUGGAAAUGUUGACACCUGAACUACUACCAUGAGCCAGGCCGAAGUACCAAGGGCGAAGCCACCUCUUGUUCCACUCGCAACCUUAAUUGGUCGUGAGCUAAGGAACGAGAAGCUUGAGAAACCUUUCGUGAAGUAUGGACAAGCUGCUCUUGCAAAGAAAGGGGAGGAUUACUUCUUAGUAAAAACCGAUUUCCAAAGGAUUCCUGGAAACCCGUCUUCUUCGUUUUCUGUCUUCGCGAUUUUCGAUGGACACAAUGGCAUCUCGGCGGCCAUUUUUGCAAAGGAGCACUUAUUGGACAAUGUCUUAAAUGCAAUUCCUCUAGGAGCUAGCAGAGAAGAAUGGCUUCAAUCCCUUCCUCGAGCACUAGUUGCUGGUUUUGUGAAGACUGAUAUAGAAUUUCAGCAGAGAGGUGAAACCUCUGGAACGACCGUGACAUUUGUUAUCAUUGAUGGGUGGACGAUUACUGUUGCCUCUGUCGGGGAUUCUCGAUGCAUAUUGGAUACUCAAGGAGGCAUAGUAUCCCUCUUAACGGUUGAUCAUAGGCUUGAAGAGAAUGUCGAAGAGAGGGAGCGUGUGACUGCAAGUGGUGGAGAAGUUGGAAGACUCAAUAUAUUUGGGGGUAAUGAGGUUGGUCCGUUACGGUGCUGGCCUGGUGGGUUAUGCCUAUCGAGAUCAAUUGGUGACACUGACGUCGGGGAGUACAUCGUUCCAAUACCACAUGUUAAACAAGUGAAGCUCUCGAAUGCUGGUGGAAGACUUAUCAUUGCUUCAGAUGGUAUCUGGGAUGCCUUAUCUUCUGAUAUGGCUGCCAAGUCUUGUCGAGGUUUACCUGCAGAGCUUGCUGUUAAGUUAGUUGUUAAGGAGGCUUUAAGGUCAAGGGGCUUGAAGGAUGAUACAACAUGUCUUGUUGUUGACAUCAUUCCAUCAGACCGUCCUAUCUUACCCACAACACCCCGGAAAAAGAACAAUAUGCUCACUUCACUCUUCAUUGGAAAGAAAUCUCCGAGUUCUACUAACAAGGCAGCGAAUAAGCUUUCAGCUGUUGGUGUUGUCGAAGAGUUGUUUGAAGAGGGUUCCGCCAUGCUUGCAGAGAGACUGGGGAAAGAUUUGCCUUCAGACAGAAACGCUGGCCUCUAUAGAUGUGCUGUCUGCCAGGUGGACCAAACGCCAGGAGAUGGUUUCUCAGUGAACUCGGGUCCUUUUUUUGCACCUGGAUCAAAGCUAUGGGAAGGUCCCUUCCUGUGCACUAAUUGUCGGAAGAAGAAAGACGCAAUGGAAGGGAAGCGGCCAAGCAGACACACAGUGACUGUGUAAGCAAAGCAAAGCAAUUCAAUCAAUGUCUGGUAACAAUAGUACAUAACCGCCAAAUGUUAUUUCUUUUUUUCCUAGACGGGAGCAUGCUUGAUUUCUUUUUGUUGCGAGCUUCUCGUAUUGAUUUGUAAUCCAAUGUGUAAGAAAUGAGUAGGGUUUUAGAUGGAAUAGGUACUUUGAUCAUUUUCCUUUGUUUUUCCCCCAGUCGUUUGAGCUGCCGUUGAUGAUGCCUGGUUUGUGCCCUCACCCUUUGUACCAGAGGACUGAGUUCGCCUUCUGUCUGGACAGAUAGAGAUGUGGAUUUGUCUUUUGUCAUAGUUUGGUUGAUUGAAUAGCUAACAGCUUGAUGAAGAAUUUGUAAGUAAAGAAUUUGAAGGACGAAAUUGCUUUUGCUGACAUAUUUUUACCACCAUAGCAUGCAGAAAGCGUCCUCCUUUGGCUUGAAUUGGGAAGACACAAGCCAAUAUUAACAUCAUAAUUCUUUCACUCGAUUCGUUACAUCAUAGUUCGGUUUUUAACGAUUUUACCAGUAAACCUAAAACUAUUAGUGUCACCAAUAUGCUAGUGGUUGCUCAAGAAAGCCUUCUUCAAUGAGUUGCAGCUCUGCUUUAGACAGCCUUGUCCAAUGAAUAAACAUAAUACAC